Trichogramma pretiosum is the source of this 2747-nucleotide messenger RNA. Its product is annotated as spermatogenesis-associated protein 5. The record is from RefSeq and is a predicted model, not a curated record. Gene Ontology annotation, cellular component: cytoplasm. Bases 384 to 2747 code for a protein of 787 amino acids. The transcript has 5 exons. Lineage: Eukaryota; Metazoa; Arthropoda; Insecta; Hymenoptera; Trichogrammatidae. Gene Ontology annotation, molecular function: ATP binding; ATP hydrolysis activity.
UGCACACACGUGCGCGAAUUGAAGCACUUUUUUGCAGCCGAUCAGAGCUUUAAGUCUCGUAAUGGUACUUAAAAUAGUUCUUUAACAUCUAAAAUCUAUCACAUGAUGCAUCGGUCGAUUUUCAAAUGUACUCCUAUUUUCUUCGCGUCAAUAUAACAAACCUUUUAGUAUUCACUUGAAAGACUUAAAAUAAUAUUACAACCUGCUCGAACAUGUCUGCUGACGAGAGUUAUGUCUGCAUGCAGUGAAUGUAAACACGUGGUCGUGAAUAAAUAGAAAAAAUCCGUGUCACGGAGAUCAAAACUAUAAUAAAAGAAAACGUUUGCUGGAGUAAUUCAAAUAAAAUUCUAUUUUAGUGGUUUUAAAGGUGAUUAGACUUUGAAAUGCCUACACCUCGAAAAAGUCUAUGGACAAAAUGUGACAAUUGUCAAGCUUGUUUAUCGGAAAAAGAUAAGGCUGCCCACGAAAAAAGUUGUCCUCCGACAGAGGCAUCAAAUCACAAUUUUAUAAGAGGAGAUGUUUUAUAUUGUAAGAUAGGAGCUUGUGAAGAUGCAGAACUGUCUUUGCCAGGGAGUGGUCAAGAAUCAGAUAGAUUUAUUUUUUUACCACAGCUGAGAAAGGAUUACAUGAUUUUAAACAUUGUUAGGGGUGAUCCAGUUAUAAUUAAUACUUCAGAUAAUGCAAUCGUCAAAAUUGCACAUCCAAGUAACAAUAAAAAUCUUUCAGCAUUAUUAACCAAAGAUGCUAUUGAAUUAGAUAAAAUGAGAGGAAGUGUAUCUAUAAAAAAACUUGAUUAUAAACCUUCUUUGGCCCAAGAAAUUGUCAUUAAAGUCAUAGGAAAAACUCAAGUUGAUAGCAAUGAAACUUCAAAGAUAAAACUGGACAUAAGCAGAUCCUACCAUAGACAUAUCUUAACUUCUGGCAAUAGAAUUCGUAUCUCAUACAAUAACCAGAAAUUAAUUUUUGAAGUUGUUAACAUUAAAUCUAACGAUUCCAUAGAAGAAGAGUUUGAAAAACUUUCUAUAGAAAGUGAAAAUAGAAGAAAAUUUUAUUUAGUUCAAAUUCAGACUAAUUGGAGAUUUUUUAAUGAAGAGUCAGAGCAAAAAAUUAUAAAAAAAAACCUUUUCUCUCUCAAACAUAUUGGAGGAUACUCUGAUUUAAUCAAAGACUUAAUAAAAAUUUUGAAAAUAGGUCUCAAGAGCGAUUUGAAUUUGUUCAAGUUCAAGAUCAGCAAAGGAAUUCUUUUGCAUGGGCCACCUGGAGUUGGAAAAUCAAUGCUUGUUGAGGCUUUAUUAUCAGAAUUUGAUGCUCAUGUUAUAAGAAUAAAUCCUCUAAUUUUAUCAACUUGUAAUAAGAAUGAAACUGAUUCAAUACUUAAAAACUUAUUUGACCAGGCUUUUGAAAAACCUCAAUCUAUAGUAUUCAUAGAUGACAUAGACAUUUUGUGUCCCAACAAAAAUAAUUUAACAAGUUAUGAAAAAAAAGUUUUUAGCAAUGUUGUAACUUUUUUUGAUGAACUGCAGCUGAAUAAAAAGAACAUCGUUGUUUUAGCAGUAUCUUCUGAUCCAGAAUCAAUUAAUACUUCAUUGAAGAAUCCAAAAUUUUUUGGCAAAGAAUUUCAUAUGCCUAUACCUACAAGAGAUGUAAGAAAGCAAAUAAUAUUGAAAAUGAUUGAGACAAUACCAAAUUCUUUAACAGAAAAUGAUAUUGAUAAAAUAGCGUAUGAAACACAUGGAUUUGUGGGAGCAGAUUUAACUAAUUUAUGUUCGGAAGCUUGUCUGAAAGCACUAAGUCAUGAGAGCUCAUCAAAAACUGGUGGUAAUUUUGAAGUUUUAGUAAGUAAGGAAGAUUUUAUUCAUGCACGAAACGUAGUUAAUCCAAUGGAAAUGAAAGAAAUUGCUAUUCAAAAUCCCAAUGUCAAAUGGUCUGAUAUUGGUGGGCAAAAUGAUUUAAAAAAAAAACUUCUUCAAUCUAUUGAAUGGCCCAUUAAAUAUCCAGAAUUGUUUUCGGGAGGAUUAAGACCUCCUCGAGGAGUGUUAAUGUUUGGUCCACCUGGAUGUUCUAAAACUAUGAUUGCCAAAGCCCUUGCUACUGAAAGUAAACUGAACUUUCUCAAUGUUAAGGGGCCAGAAUUAUUCUCCAAAUUUGUAGGACAAUCAGAAAAGAAGGUGAGAAAAUUAUUCAAAACAGCAAGGCAAGUGGCACCAUGCAUCAUAUUCAUUGAUGAAAUCGAUGCUCUUGGCGGAGAAAGAAGUACUUCAUCUGAAGCUGGUGGAUGUAGCGUUCAAGAAAGAGUCUUAACUCAGCUUUUGACUGAGUUAGAUGGAGUUGUUGCCUUGAGAAAUGUUACUCUUGUUGCAGCUACCAAUCGACCAGAUAGAAUAGAUAAGGCUUUGCUCAGACCCGGAAGAUUUGACAGACUCAUAUAUGUUCCUUUACCAGAUGCUCAAGCAAGAGAAGAAAUAUUCAAAAUUAAACUUGCAAAAAUGCUAACUUCUUCCAUUAAAAUAGAAGAGUUGGUGAAAAAGACUGAAGGCUAUUCUGGAGCAGAAAUUGGAGCAGUUUGUAAUGAAGUUGGAUUGAAAGCUAUAAACGAAUUACUAAUUAAUAAUCCCGAGACCACAGACUUUGAUGAAUCAUUGAAAAUAACAAUGGAAGACUUUGAUAAAGCAUUGGAAACUGUGCUUCCAAGGACUGAUGUCAAUAUGUUGAAUAUGUAUGAUAAGUAUGUACGCAGAUCCAUUUGA